Messenger RNA from Labeo rohita (rohu), 1684 nucleotides. RefSeq names its product suppressor of cytokine signaling 3a (gene socs3a). Gene Ontology annotation, biological process: phosphatidylinositol phosphate biosynthetic process; intracellular signal transduction. NCBI's taxonomy places the organism in Eukaryota, Metazoa, Chordata, Actinopteri, Cypriniformes, Cyprinidae. The coding region runs from base 249 to 878 and encodes 209 amino acids. Gene Ontology annotation, cellular component: phosphatidylinositol 3-kinase complex. The record is from RefSeq and is a predicted model, not a curated record. The transcript is spliced from 2 exons. Gene Ontology annotation, molecular function: 1-phosphatidylinositol-3-kinase regulator activity.
ACAAAUAACAGAGAACUUCAGCACGGCGGAGUGAAGGAACACUAACUUCUCUGAACAAGACACCAGAGUUCACGCAGUCAGUUCACGAGUAGAGACUUACUACUUUGGAUAUUACAAAAAGUUCUCAUCUACUAAACGAGACUCAAAGACUCCUGUUGCCAGCUUUAAGAGGCUCACUCUUUCACCGUAAUCACCAGAGCUGCACACUGCGUGGUAUUCCCGGCAGCUCAAGGUUUGUGCGUAGCGCCAUGGUAACCCACAGCAAGUUUGACAACGCAAUGAGCAGCAGCCUGUUUGACGCAAACAUGCGGCUGCCGUCUCACCGUUACAAAACCUUCAGCUCGAAGCUCCAGUACCAGAUGGUGCAACACGCCGUCAGGAUGCUCCAGGAGAGCGGCUUCUACUGGGGCUCCAUCAGCGGCAAAGAAGCCAAUCACUUGUUGAACUCCGAGCCCAGCGGGACCUUUCUGGUCCGAGACAGCUCGGACAACCGGCACUUCUUCACGCUCAGCGUCAAGACCGAGUCGGGCACCAAGAACCUGCGGGUGCAGUGCGACAACAAGUCUUUCUUCCUUCAGACGGACUCCAAGAGCAUGCAGUCGGUGCCUCGCUUCGACUGCGUGCUGAAGCUCGUCCAUCACUACAUGCCCUCGUCUAGGAGCUCUCUGUCUAUUGGAAACUCGAGGAACUCGUACUACAUCUACACAGGGGGGGAGAAGAUCCCUCUGGAGCUGUUGAGACCCCUUCCUUGCACAAUGUCCUCCCUGCAGCAUCUAUGCAGGAAGACCGUCAAUGGACAUAUAGACGUUUCCAGCAAAAGAGACCAGCUGCCUCAACAGCUGAAAGACUUCUUGCAAGAGUAUGACGCUCCCAUUUAAAGAGCACUGAUGGGAGCUGAAGCUAGCUUGACGGGUCUCAAAGCCCUUUCGGAAGCUUGUCGGACCAAGAAGUAUUGAGCUGUUCAUGAGUACAUGGAGUUUGCCAGUCAACCGUGUGUGGUCAUGAGGACUAUCACUGAUGCAUUCUUACGUGACUGAUCUUGAAGCGCUGUGGUUCUUGCCAUAACAGUCUCCACGAAUGGACGUUUGUACCGUUUUCUGUACCAGUGCCAGUAUCGUAACCCACUCUGUGGGCACCAAUCACUGCCUCUGCACUGCCCCGAAUCUGUGAGCUCCGCCAAGCAGGGAGACAGCAAGCCAUUUAACAGAAAUCAGCCGCCGCCUUCUUCCAAGUAAAUAUUUGUGCCUUUCAAGGGAAAAAGGAAGAAGUGAGUAACAGCAUAGCACUGAGGCAUGGCAGACAUGCCGUUCUGGAGUUCAGAUAAAACACGCCAAGACUGAACGCAGAUAAAGAUGGACACAUGUCAAAAUUCUGCUUGUACUUGAAAAAGCGACACUUUGGAACAAAACGUCUGUGUUUUUAGAGUUGACAGGUGGUUUGUGUCAGAAGCAGUUCAAACUGCUUGUUAUUGAAUGUAUUAACAUACAUGAGUGCUCUGUGUCUACAGAUCACCCGUGUUUUACCUUGUCACACAUGAUGCUGUUUACAUACAUGAAGAUGAAUUUAGAUCGGUUAUCUUUUGUAAAGACAUCUCAUCCAUGUUUUGAUGUUACAUAUUUAUAUUUAUAAUGACAAGAAAACAUUUCAAUAAUUUAUUAAAGAGCACUAUUUUUGUACAAAUAUA